AUGAGAUUACGUCUAAUAAGCGCUAUGUUUUCAUCAUCUCCCUCCUAGGUCUUAACGAGCAGAGUGGGAUCAGCACUCAACAUUAAGCUCAACAGACCAAGUCAAUUGAAUGCCCUCAAUUUGCCAAUGAUUGCUGAACUUAAUUAGAUCCUGGAUCAAGCCAAUUCAGCAUCCUGCAUCAUUUUGAGUGGAGAAGGAGGCAAGGCCUUCUGUGCUGGUGGCGACAUCAAGACAUUAUAUUUUGCAAAGACUCAACCUUCUGAAUAAAAUCCCCCAAGUGCAUUAAAAUAGUUCUUUUUUGAUGAAUACAAAUUGGAUUACAGAUUGGCAACACUCAAACCAGUACUAGUGGCCUUGAUGGACGGAAUAGUAAUGGGAGGAGGAGUAGGAAUGUCAAUCCAUGCACCUGUUAGGAUAGCUACUGAAAAGAGCGUGUUUGCUAUGCCAGAAGCCAAAUUGGGAUUAUUCACAGAUGUAGGAGGAGGAUACUUUCUCUCCAGAUUACCACACAGAUUAGGCUAUUAUUUGGGUUUGAGUGGAUUCAGAUUGAAGGGUGCUGACUUAGUGCAUGCAGGAUUGGCUGACUUUUACGUAUAAUCAUCCGAAUUACAAAAUUUGAUUUCCAAGAUUGGUACUGUCUAAACCUAAAAUCUCAACGAUGUCAAGAACAUUGUCAAACAAUUCUAACCAAACCAAAUACCAGAAUUCACUAUCAAACAACAAUUAUAGAACAUUGAACCAGGAUAUUCAGGAGAUAGUUUGGAAUAAUUAUUCAAAAAUCUAUAAAAUCAUCAAAAUUAAAAGUUUGGACAAGAUAACUUAAAGUUAUUAAAGGAGUAAUGUCCACUAUCUUUGAGGAUCAUAUUUGAAUAGAUUAAAAGAGGUUAAAAACUUGAUCUUAGAGAGAAUUUGAAGAUGGAUUAUAGAAUUGUUAGAAGAAUUAUGUAAGGAACUGACUUCUUCGAGGGAGUGAAGUAGGUCUUAGUAGACAAAAAUCAUGUUCCGACUUGGUAAUUCAAGGAUGCAUUGACGAUUCCAUAAUCCGAGGUUGACAAAUAUUUUGCAGUCCUUGAGAAUGAAGAUGAGCUUGAUAUUUGAGAUUUUUUAUAAUAAAAUUAUUAGUAUAUCUUAUGUGUUGA
This is a messenger RNA of Paramecium tetraurelia, 1139 nucleotides long. RefSeq lists its product as uncharacterized. NCBI's taxonomy places the organism in Eukaryota, Ciliophora, Oligohymenophorea, Peniculida, Parameciidae. Gene Ontology annotation, molecular function: 3-hydroxyisobutyryl-CoA hydrolase activity. Gene Ontology annotation, biological process: L-valine catabolic process. The transcript is spliced from 3 exons. The record is from RefSeq and is a predicted model, not a curated record.